Cervus elaphus (red deer) is the source of this 948-nucleotide messenger RNA. RefSeq names its product olfactory receptor 8H1-like. Gene Ontology annotation, biological process: sensory perception of smell; G protein-coupled receptor signaling pathway. The transcript has a single exon. The record is from RefSeq and is a predicted model, not a curated record. Lineage: Eukaryota; Metazoa; Chordata; Mammalia; Artiodactyla; Cervidae. Gene Ontology annotation, molecular function: olfactory receptor activity; G protein-coupled receptor activity; odorant binding. Bases 1 to 948 code for a protein of 315 amino acids. Gene Ontology annotation, cellular component: membrane.
AUGGGCAUAAGGAAUAUGACUCAUGUGUCUGACUUCAUCCUCAUAGGACUGACAGACUCUGAAGAGAUCCGGCUGGUUCUCUUCACCCUAUUUCUCUUGAUGUACCUGUUUACUGUGCUGGGCAAUGCAGGAAUGAUGUUGAUAAUCUGCCUGGAUCUCCAGCUUCACACACCCAUGUAUUUUUUCCUCAGUCACCUGUCAUUUCUUGACCUCAGUUUCUCAACUACCGUCACCCCUAAAACUUUAGACAACUUACUGACUUCCAACAAGCAUAUUUCAUACCUGAACUGCUUCAUCCAGAUGAAUUGUUUUGUCUUUGUGGGUGUCACUGAAUGUGUUCUUCUCUCCUCCAUGGCCUAUGAUCGCUAUGCAGCCAUCUGCAACCCUCUGCAUUACCCCGUCGUCAUGUCCACCAGACGCUGCUGCUCUCUUGUCUUUGGAUCCUUCUUGAUUGGCUUCAUGGACACCUUUGUCAAUGUGCUUUGCUUGAGCAAAUUGCAUUUCUGUGACUCCAAUGUAAUUUAUCACUUUUUCUGUGAUGCACCCCCAGUUUUAGCCCUGUCCUGCACAGACACACAUGAUAUUGAAAUCAUAAUAUCCAUUUUUGCUGGCUCCACCCUCGUGGUGUCUCUUAUCACAAUAGCUGUGUCCUAUGUGUCCAUCCUGUCCACUAUCCUGAAAAUUACUUCCACUUCAGGGAAGCAGAAAGCCUUCUCUACCUGCGCCUCCCAUCUCCUGUCAGUCACCAUCUUUUAUGGCACUACGAUUUUUACUUACGUAAAACCAAGUAAGUCCUACUCUUUGGGAAAGGAUCAAGUAGUUUCUGUUUUUUAUAGUAUUGUCAUCCCCAUGCUGAAUCCACUUAUAUACAGUCUUCGAAAUAAAGAAGUAAAAAAUGCUCUCAGCAGAGUCUUACCGAAGAGAAAAAGCUCGAAAAAAUUAAAGUAA